Molecule: messenger RNA, 1948 nt
Organism: Schizosaccharomyces octosporus yFS286
Lineage: Eukaryota; Fungi; Ascomycota; Schizosaccharomycetes; Schizosaccharomycetales; Schizosaccharomycetaceae
Product: CaCA proton/calcium exchanger
Exons: 2
Coding region: 386-1615 (409 amino acids)
Biological process (GO): calcium ion transmembrane transport; intracellular calcium ion homeostasis
Cellular component (GO): fungal-type vacuole membrane
Molecular function (GO): calcium:proton antiporter activity
Source: RefSeq, a predicted model, not a curated record
ACGUAAACAAUAAAAUGGCACAUAUAUCAGACUGAUCAAACCACUGUUCUAUUAAUUUUAUUUUUUACUUUAUUUUAUUUAAUUUUCCGUCAUUUUCAUGUUUAACGUACUCUGUUAGGUACUCUUUUGCUUUCCUGCACGAAACUCUAUGUAGACACUUCUUCCCUACACGUAAGAGGUUCUCAUAAAAAAAGUAGUACUCAUCUCUUAUUCUUGCUGCAGUGUCUAUUUAGCAGAAAACACUUAUAUUACUCAUACAUUCAAGUAAAUUUCGACUUGAAUUUUUGUGAAAGUGACAAAAAUCGUUGGAACUUGUGGAUUCUUUUAAAAAAAUUUCUGUCGUCUAGGAAAUUGGAAAACCUCCAAGGUCACCGGCAAAAGUGAUAUGAUUGAAAGGUUGAAGAUAGCAAAAACUCGUCUUGAAGCUAUGAAUUCAUUUCAGUACUUAGGUGAUCGAAGAGAACGUCUCCCCUUGCUUGGGGACGAGCGCGAUCAUUCCAUGGCUCGACACAAUGCUAUAUUAACUACAAAAUCCGUUCUCACAUCCAAUUAUGUGAAUACUCUAUUAAUUUUUGUCCCCAUUGGUCUUUUUGUUGGAUGGUUUCAAUGUAAUGCAAAGUAUGUCUUUUUUUUGAACAUGCUUGCAAUUAUCCCCCUCUCCUCCCUCCUAAGCUUUGCUACUGAACAAUUGGCAUUUGUUAGUGGUCCUACUAUUGGGGGAUUGUUGAACGCUAGUUUCGGCAAUGCCAUUGAACUUAUCGUUGGUAUUUUGGCUUUGAAACGAGGUGAGAUUCGUAUCGUACAAGCUUCUAUGCUUGGCUCCAUCUUAUCCAACUUAUUGUUGGUAUUUGGAAUGUGCCUUGUUACAGCGGGAAUUCGACGUCAAAUUGCAAGAUUUAAUGUUACGGUUGCUCAAACUAUGGUUGCUAUGCUUGCUUUAUCCACGGCUAGCAUUAUUAUUCCUGCCGCUUUCCAUUUUAGCGUUCCAGAUAAUAAGAUUAGCGAAACUGCUUUGCUUCAAGUUUCCCGUGGUACAGCUGUCAUUGUGCUAGUUGUUUAUCUCUUGUUAUUGGUUUUCCAAUUAAAAACUCAUAAGCACGUCUGCAGAGAUGUUAGUGAAUCAGAGGAAGAAGAAGAUCGAGAACCUAUCCUUGGACUAUACGCCUCUAUCUUCGUGCUCGCUUUAGUUACUGUUUUCGUAUCGUUGUGUGCUGAUUACCUAGUGGGGUCUAUUGAUGAUUUAGUGGAAGAGAUUAAUAUUUCCAAAACUUUUGUCGGUUUAAUUAUUUUGCCAGUAGUUGCUAAUGCAGCCGAACAUGUCACUGCCGUUGUUGUAUCUUAUCGUGGUCAAAUGGAUUUGGCGCUUGGUGUUGCUAUUGGCUCUAGUAUUCAAAUUUCAAUGUUUUUGGCCCCUUUCUUGGUUAUUGUCGGUUGGUUCAUCUCGCAACCAUUGACGUUGUACUUUGAAUCUUUGGAAACAGUAAUUUUAUUCGUUUCUGUUUUCUUGGUUAAUUACUUAAUUCAAGAUGGUGCUUCGCACUGGCUUGAAGGCGUUCAACUCCUUGCUCUUUACGCCAUUGUUGUUUUGGCAUUCUUUUACUUUCCGACACAGUAAGCUAAUACUUAGCUAAUUUAUUUUUCACUCAAUGAAGCUAUGAUGGUCGUCGACCUUCUUUAUGACUAGAGCAUUCAUGUGUGAAGCUCGAACAUAUUAAUGUUUAUUCGACUUAUUUCUUUCAAAUCAUAGAGGGGACGUACAGAUAUUUUUACUUGAGUAUCAGUUCGCAAAAAUGAAUUAAUAAUAACGCUCCUUUUUUUGUAUUUCAUAUGUUUUUGCUGUUCAUGAAGCAAACCAAAACUUGAAUUUACUAUUUUUAAUCGUUCUUAGCGUAGAAUCGUCGUCUCCGAGUACGAAAGUAAUACUAAAUAAAUAAUAACAAAAACCAUU